AGCUAACGUCAGCUAACGCUAAAAAAGGACUGUGUGAUUUGUUUGACAACACGCUGCCGGCUAGUUGCUAGGCAACUGGAGGAGCAAAUGUUGCAUUUCAGGACUUUAGUAAAGCAAUAUCCGAGCAGUCCUUAUGUAAAGUUCACGGACUGUUUCUUGGUUUAGAGCACCCACUGUUCCAUAACAACUCGUAUUAUGCAGUAUAUAACGUUAGCAUUUCUAUUUUCACAUGAAUGUGAGUCGUACUUUAGAAUUCGGAACACUAAAGUACAACGUUCCGAGAAUAAUUUGAAUGUAGCACUAAGGUCACUCGUGUUAGCCAUACCGCGAGGCAAACAAUUUGGGGGUGAUGAUGAAAAGAUUCGCUCUUAUACAUCGUUAAAUUUGUAAGCCUGUGGUUUGUAUUGCAUACGAAAUCAAACUUGGAAAACACGUGUGUUUGUUUUUGCAACGGGAUAUCGGAGAAAAGGCUGCUGUCAUUUGCUGUCCCCUCAAUGGGUUUACUGAAUGCAUUAAGAACUGUCAGAUGCUACCUGAGCCCCUUUCCAACAUCCAAAUCAUGGUUCUCCACCAAAGCCUCCCUGCUGGGGGACAAGAACAUCUUGCUCAUGGGUCCUCCUGGAGCAGGGAAGACCACAGUGGGGAGGAUAGUGGCCCACAGACUAGGGCUACCUGUCAUUGACGUUGAUGACGAUGUCUUGGAGACGACGUGGAAGAUGCCCGUGGCUGCCAAGCUGGCAGCAGUUGGCGGAGAGCGUUUCCUGGAGGAAGAAGGCCAGGCUUUGUGUAACUUCUCCGCCUCAGGGUGUGUUGUUUCCCUGACAGGCUCUAACCCUCUUCACGCUGCAGCGAUGCAACACGUCAAAGAGUCCGGACUGGUCAUCUACUUGGAUGUGGACGGUGAAGACAUCAUACGAAGACUCGCCAGGAUGAAGGUGAACAGGAUCGUGGGCCAGGAGGCAGAGGCAUCCAUGAGCGACAUUCUGCGUUACAGGAAACCGUUUUAUGAGAAAUGGCUUGACGUGCGGGUGCUGUGUGGAAGAGGGGACACGGUGGAGGAAGUCGCGGAGAAGGUGCUGAAAGCUGUGGAGAGAUAUCAGAACCACGCUGCAGAAACCUAUGUGUCAACCAGGAGUGACAGUGUGGCAUCGUCCAAACAGAAAACCUACUUUAGUGAUGUUGUGGUUGAGGGCCUGGCCACAAAUGGAGGCCUCUACGUUCCCAGGAAUGGCUUCCCAAACAUUGGUGCUCGUGAAUGGUUGAGACUAGCCGACAUGUCGUACCCAGAACGAGCAUUAGCUUUACUUGAAAAGUGCAUACACCCAUUGGAUAUCUCUGCUUUGGAUCUCAGAACAAUGGUAUUCAAGGCAUACGGGUCUAACUUUUCUAGUGAGGCAGUAGCACCUGUAAAACAUCUCAUCCGCAAUCAGUAUGUUCAGGAGCUCUUCCACGGCCCCACCGCCUCAUUUAAAGACCUCGCCUUGCAGCUGAUGCCCCAGCUCUUCGCCUACUGCCUCCCACAGAUGUGCAACUACCUCGUUCUCGUAGCUACCUCUGGGGACACGGGAAGUGCAGUGCUCAGUGGGUUCAGCAGCCUCCGUGGCACCGACGUACACAGGACCGGGGUGCUGGUGUUUUUCCCGGAGGAAGGCGUGAGUGAGAUUCAGAAGCUUCAGAUGACGAGCUACAGGGAGGGCAACGCCAGGGCGAUCGGCGUCCUGUCAGACUUUGACUUCUGUCAGAGAACCAUAAAGAGGAUGUUUGGGGAGUGCGGGCUGACCGGGCACCUCGCUGUAGAGUACAGCACAGUCCUCAGCACCGCCAACUCCAUCAACUGGGCGCGGCUGUUGCCACAGGUGGUUUACCAUUCUUCAGCUUAUCUGGAUCUAAUCAGAGACGGUGUUAUCAAGUUCGGUGAGCCCAUUGAUGUUUGCAUCCCUUCUGGUAACUUUGGCAAUGCCAUGUCAGCAGUGUACGCCAAGCAAAUGGGCAUCCCAAUAAGAAAAGUAAUCUGCGCGUCCAACCACAACCGCAUCAUCACGGACUUUAUCACCACAGGCGAGUAUGAUCUCCGGGGACGGCCUCUGAUGCUCUCCCACUCCCCGGCUAUAGAUAUCCUGAAAUCCUCCAACCUUGAGAGGUUUAUCUACCACGUCUCAAACGGAGACGGCCGUCUUGUCAAGGAGCUGUUCACACGCUUAGACAGACAGCAGCACUUUCAGGUUCCUGAGCCUCUUCUUGGCAGGAUGCGGCAGGACGUGACGGCCGGCUGGUGCUCGGAAGACGACUGCUUGGCCGCCAUCCAGAGCGUUCACACACAGGCGGGCUACCUCAUGGACACACACACCGCUGUUGCUAAAGUGGUGGCUGAUAGGCUGCAGGACGGUUCGUGCCCCGUGGUGCUUUGUUCCACCGCUCACUACGGGAAAUUUGCUCCCGCUGUGUUCAAAGCCUUACAAAUCCCAAAUGUUCCUGAGGAUCCCCUUGAGCAGCUGAAGAAGCUCGGAUCGACUGCAUCCAGACCUGAAAUACACAGAGACAUGAUGAAAUGCCUGGAGACAAGGGGCAGGAGGGAACACACCGUUUGUCAGGCUGAGUACAGUGUGUUGGUAGAAGAGGUGGAGAGCAUGAUACACGACUCCUUCUUGAAAGUUAUGUAGGAUUAUUUUAGCGUUUGUUAAUGUCCACCUCAACUUAACGUUUUCAACUUUUAAGUUUAAAUCGGAAUUCAUCAUUUACCAAAAAGUCUAUUUUUCAUAUGUCCUGUUUGUAUCAUGUGCUCUUCAUUCUUUCAAUGUAUUUGUAACGUUUUAAAGCACGUUUAACAAAUAAAAGGAAAAAAGGUAAAAUCUUGCUAAAGAAAGAAAUUUAAACAGAAAAUAAAUCAAUAACAUAAAAUUCAAUAAAAUGUUAGGCAUGGUCAUGAAAUUGAUUUUAAAGACAUCAUUUAAAAGGCCAAAUCCUGCCUGAGCAUGCAGGCUUGAGUAAAUGAACAUGUAAACUCUGAUUAUACUAUAAUAGAGGCAGAAACUCAAUGUAAAUCCUGUUGAGGCUAUUGCUUAUCUAACACUUCUUUACAUCAUUAUCCAGAGCCCUGGGGAUGUCUACCUCUUGGCCACUGCUGGAAUCACUGGUGCAAGCAUUGCACUAACAGUAUGGUAUCACUGUAGGGGGAAUUAAUGACUAUGGCUAAGUCCAGGAGGUCAAAUAAACAGUUACUUAGUUAGUUAGUUAGUUAGUUAGUUAGUUAGUUAGUUAGUUAGUUAGUUAUGUUUUAUUUCUGUCAUGCCAAACAUUU
Messenger RNA from Perca fluviatilis (European perch), 3298 nucleotides. RefSeq names its product threonine synthase-like 1. Lineage: Eukaryota; Metazoa; Chordata; Actinopteri; Perciformes; Percidae. The transcript is spliced from 3 exons. Gene Ontology annotation, cellular component: cytoplasm. Gene Ontology annotation, molecular function: pyridoxal phosphate binding. Gene Ontology annotation, biological process: amino acid metabolic process. The record is from RefSeq and is a predicted model, not a curated record. The coding region runs from base 495 to 2660 and encodes 721 amino acids.